UUUCUGUAAAGCCUCCAACCCCUCAUGGUCCUUCUUCCCAGCCCUGAGAAAAGUGUUGGCGAUUGUGUCUGUAAGAGUGGAAAACACCAAACUAACUGUCAGAUUGAGACACUAACAAUGUGACUUCCCUUCCCUUCAGCUGUAGAUUCCUGUGGCAACUGCAAAGAUUGUGUGUGUGCCUUCAGAAGACAAAGCACUUAUAUACGGUGUGUGGGAAAACCCGGCACAUUAAAGGCAGAACUAACUGAGCUAUUUGAAGGCCUGGAAUACAAUCAAUACUUCUUAGGCAAGAAAAAUCUUCUCUACAUUGAAUUCCAUUUUAAGGAAAUAAAAACCUCUUCUUUCUAACUGGGGAGAUGGCCCUUUGCCUGAAGCAAGUCUUUAAUAAAGACAGGACUUUUCGUCCCAGGAAGAAAUUUGAGCCUGGGACCCAGCGCUUUGAGCUGUACAAGAAAGCCCAGGCCUCACUUAAAUCUGGUGUUGAUCUCAAGACUGUAGUUCAGCUUCCUGUGGGAGAGAACCUCAACGAUUGGAUUGCAGUCAACACAGUGGACUUCUUCAACCGCAUUAACCUCAUCUAUGGUACCAUUUGCGAGUACUGCACUGAAAGGAGCUGCCCAGUAAUGACAGGUGGCCUCAAAUAUGAGUACCGAUGGCAGGAUGAGCACAAGUAUAAGAAGCCAACUAAAGUGACCGCACCGCAGUAUAUGAAUUUACUGAUGGAUUGGAUCGAGACCUUGAUCAAUAAUGAGGAGAACUUCCCAACCAGAGUCGGUGUUCCCUUCCCUAAGAAUUUUCAGCAGCUGUGUAAGAAGAUUCUGACCAGGCUUUUCCGAGUCUUUGUUCACGUUUAUAUUCAUCAUUUUGACCGGCUUACCACCAUGGGAGCCGAGGCUCAUGUGAACACCUGCUACAAGCACUUCUACUAUUUUGUGACUGAGUUUGAUCUGAUUAACGAACGGGAGUUGGAGCCACUGAAAUUGAUGACAGAGAAGAUCUGCUACUGAUACCAACGUGCUAGAGUCGAACUGUACCUCUCCAAUGUGAAAUAAAACCCAACAACUGAGCCAUUCGCUGUCUGAUGUGAAAAAAGUACAGUCACAAGAGUUAUGUCAUCCGGUUCCCUGCAAACCCAGAGAAAAUGUCAGUAUUGAAAUAUUAAUCAACAGAAUGUUUAAUAUUAAAGUUCGCUGGUGGGUACAUCUUCCUAAAUGCAUCUGUUAACCACCCUUCCCAGACUGCCACGUCUGUUCCUUAUUCUAAGCCACAGAAAACUAUACCACCCAGCUCUAGAUUGUCAGGAACUUAUCAGACAGGUUAGAAAAAACUGAUAGAAUAUUCUGCCUGAAUUAAUCCUUUCCUAUCAAAUCCUCUCAAUCAAUAUAAUGAUGCAUUGUUAAUUAAUCAUCUAUUACGGUCUGGUCUUAAUUUAUCUUUGGACAAAUUAUUUACAUGCACUAGGCAUACAGUAACAGAUAAAGGGAACAGUUCACUCAUGUUUGACAAAUCACUUGCUGACAUUGAAAAGUUUGCCUAAACAUAUAGAGUCAUUCCACUUCACUGUAAAACCCUAUGAAGCCAUUUGC
Callorhinchus milii (elephant shark) is the source of this 1586-nucleotide messenger RNA. Its product is annotated as MOB kinase activator 3C. Gene Ontology annotation, cellular component: cytoplasm; nucleus. The record is from RefSeq and is a predicted model, not a curated record. Gene Ontology annotation, biological process: signal transduction; positive regulation of protein phosphorylation. Gene Ontology annotation, molecular function: protein kinase activator activity. The transcript is spliced from 4 exons. NCBI's taxonomy places the organism in Eukaryota, Metazoa, Chordata, Chondrichthyes, Chimaeriformes, Callorhinchidae. The coding region runs from base 357 to 1007 and encodes 216 amino acids.